AUUUGCAAAUUUAUUAUAUAUGUAUUAGAACACCUGGCAACUAGAUCUGCAUGCACAAUGCACUUUGAAAUAAUAAUGAUUUCACUGGAAUAGCAUAUGCGAGAUAGGUUUUUCGGACUAAGUAGUAGGCUAAAUAUUUACUGAGUAAAUAGGGACUUUAGUACUAAGAGCAAAGUUAAAUCGGCAUUACGGCUCUGGUAUGUAAAUAGCUUCGUUUAAUAUGCACACCAGUUCUUUUAGUUGUUGGAUGAUACUUGCCAUGGAUACAUUAAACGUUUUUGACUUUUUGGAUAGAAUAGUAAAAUUGAUAAAAGAGGAACAUAUUUUAAAUCCUCAGGAAGCUAAUAAAGUCAUUGAAUAUGUAGAUCCCCAAGAUUUGAAGAAUAAAAUUGAUUUGUCCUUGACGGAUCCGUGUGCGAAUUUGGAAGAACUUGAAGCGGUUUGCAAAGACAUUAUAAAAUACAGCAUUAAAACAAAUAGUGCAAAAUUUCAUAACCAGCUAUACGGGGGCACGGAUUUGUACGGUCUUGGUGCAACUUGGCUCGCUGAAUCAUUGAAUACGAAUCAGCACACUUUUGAAGUCGCCCCCGUAUUUUCCAUAAUCGAGCUAAAAAUCUUAGAAGAAGUUAAAAAAUUAAUCGGUUAUAAAGAAGGCGAUGGGAUUUUUUCCCCAGGCGGUAGUAUAUCAAACAUGUACGGGAUGGUCCUCGCCCGGUACAAAAAAUUCCCCGAGACCAAAACAAAAGGACUUCAUGGUUUACCAAUCUUGGUCGCUUUUACUUCCGAAGAAGGACAUUAUUCUCUCCAAAAGAGCGCCCAAUGGCUGGGUCUAGGCACCGAUAAUUUAGUUAAGAUUAAAACUGAUAAUUUCGGGCGGAUGAUUGCCGAAGAGCUGGAAAAGGCAAUCAUCUCGAGGAAGGCGAUGGGUCAUGUCCCGUUUUUUGUCAACGCUACUGCUGGGACUACGGUCGUGGGGGCGAUAGACCCUUUAGAUAAGAUAGCAGAUAUUUGCGAAAGACACAAUCUUUGGCUCCACAUCGACGCUUGUUAUGGAGGCACUCUUUUACUUUCUAAAAAUUAUAAGGAACGGCUAGAGGCAUCGCACAGAUCGGACUCGUUUGCUUGGAACCCACACAAAAUGUUAGGUGCUCCAUUGCAAUGCUCAAUAUUUAUAACAAGACAUAACAAUAUUCUUCAUGAAUGUAAUUCAGCUUCAGCUGUAUAUUUAUUCCAGCAAGAUAAGUUUUACGAUGUCUCGUAUGAUACAGGGGAUAAGAGUAUACAAUGCGGCCGCAAAGUCGACGGUUUCAAAUUGUGGGUAAUGUGGAAAGCCCGAGGAAAAUCAGGAUUUGAAGACCUUGUGGAUAAUGCAAUAGAGUGUGCUAAUUAUUUUAAGACAAAAAUUUCAAAUUUGGAGGGUUUUAGACUGGUUCAGGAUAGUUUCGAGACAACAGCGGUUUGCUUUUGGUAUAUCCCUCGUAAGAUGCGCGACGGUAAAGAAGACGAUGAAUGGUGGAAAAAAAUGAACAAUGUGGCUCCCGCAAUUAAAGAAAAAUUAGUGAAGAGUGGCAAAUUGAUGAUAGGUUAUUCGCCUUUGGUUCAUCGAGGUUUCUGCAAUUUUUUUCGCAUGAUUACCACUUGUCAUCCCGUUCCGACUUAUUCGGACAUGGACUACGUCAUCGAGCAAAUAAAACAAAUUGGGGAAGUUAUGUAAUUUUUCUUUAAUAAAUACAUGAGUCGUAAAAA
Molecule: messenger RNA, 1746 nt
Organism: Tribolium madens (black flour beetle)
Lineage: Eukaryota; Metazoa; Arthropoda; Insecta; Coleoptera; Tenebrionidae
Product: acidic amino acid decarboxylase GADL1
Exons: 9
Coding region: 221-1714 (497 amino acids)
Biological process (GO): carboxylic acid metabolic process
Cellular component (GO): cytoplasm
Molecular function (GO): pyridoxal phosphate binding; carboxy-lyase activity
Source: RefSeq, a predicted model, not a curated record